Messenger RNA from Pterocles gutturalis (yellow-throated sandgrouse), 522 nucleotides. RefSeq names its product regulator of G-protein signaling 10 (gene RGS10). Gene Ontology annotation, molecular function: GTPase activator activity; G-protein alpha-subunit binding. Lineage: Eukaryota; Metazoa; Chordata; Aves; Pterocliformes; Pteroclidae. Gene Ontology annotation, biological process: regulation of G protein-coupled receptor signaling pathway. The transcript has 4 exons. The record is from RefSeq and is a predicted model, not a curated record. The coding region runs from base 1 to 522 and encodes 173 amino acids.
AUGGCAUUUUUUCAAUUUUUUCCAGAGAUAAACGACAGCGAGGGUCACCCAAGCAGCAGCCACCAAACCUUGAAAGGAACCUCAAAAUGGGCUGUAUCACUGGAGAACCUCCUCGAAGAUCCAGAAGGAGUGAAGCGAUUUCGGGAAUUUUUAAAGAAAGAAUUUAGUGAAGAAAACGUUUUGUUCUGGCUAGCAUGUGAAGAAUUUAAGAAAACACAGGGAAAAAAACAGAUGCAAGAAAAAGCUAAAGAAAUUUACAUGACUUUCCUGUCCAGUAAAGCUUCCUCCCAAGUCAAUGUUGAAGGGCAGUCCCGUUUGAAUGAGACCAUUUUGGAGACACCUCACCCUCUCAUGUUUCAGAAGCUCCAGGACCAGAUAUUCAAUCUCAUGAAAUAUGACAGCUACAGCCGCUUCUUAAAGUCAGACAUAUUCCUAAAUCAUAAGAAGUCUGAGGAGCAAGAGGAGAAUGCACCAGAGGCUCAGACUGCAGCUAAAAGAGCAUCAAGAAUUUACAACACAUGA